GAAACCAACACCAAGGAGUGGUACAACACUUCCGCCUCUCUGACCGUGAACAUAGAGGACGGGGACGACCAGUACCCUCAGUUCCUACCAUGCACAACCAUCUCCCAGGACCACAACCACACGGUUGUCUGCACCAACCCCAUCUACGCGGUCAACAUCACAGAAAAGGACCAGGUGAUGACUACUGCUUAGUGCUUUCAUUGUAGAAUUCAAAUUAUAUGCAUGUGCAUACUGCAUGCACUAUAGAUUUUUUGUAUUUAUUAAACCUUCAUUUAUUAACCAGGAAAGACACUUGAAGUUAGAAAUCGCUUUUGCGAGGGCAACCUGGCAGGAGUCAAUAUUUAACAAUUGAUUGAUUAAACAAUCCAUGUGAAUUCUAAGAUGCAGUAAUUCUCUGGUUUCAGGACAUGUUACUGAAUUUCUCUCCUGGUCCAAUUCAUGCCGAAGAUGGAGACAGAAGCCUUGAUACGCCUUUGCUCUACUCCAUUCUCUCAGGUGUGGGCCUACCUAAUAAUGGCUGCUUAAUCCAUAGUCGCCAAUAGGCAUUUUCAAGGCCUAUUGAGAGGCCAGUAGACUGCUCUAAUGUUUCUUUUUUGAAAGGAUUGCAUUGCAGCCUUACAGAAGUGAACUCAUAUGGUCAUUCUGUGUGGCAUUCCGUGGCCUGUGUAUUUACCUAUAACACAUGCCUCAGGUGCAGACAAAAACAGGUUUCAGAUUGACAACCAAACAGCAGAGAUCACAUUGACAAGACGGGUGGAAAAUAGACAUCUGACACCUAUAUUCCGACUACGCAUCAUGGUAAGAAAAUCUUGAUCGAAACAAUGAUAAAAGCACUAGUAUCAGUAGCAUGCGUAAUCAAAAAGCCACAAAUAAGACAAUUUUAAGCCCCGUACUAAGAGCCUUUUGAAAUCUAAUUUGGUAACCGAAUAGAUCUGAAAUAUGAUCUUCCUGGACUGUUUGACAUUGAAAACCCCAUCAAUCAUCUACAGGCAUCUCAGCUGAAUGACCCAAAGAAGUACAGUGUGGCAACAGCGCUGGUCCGGGUGCUAGCAGAGAACCGGUUCCCUCCCCUCUUUAACAGAACCACAUACAAGGGCUUCAUCAUCGAGAGCUCCAGCCCUGCCACGCUAGUCUCCACCUAUGGGAAUGAGGUGCUUCUCAUCCAAGCCAUAGACCAGGACUUCAUAGAUGUAAGCAGUGGGACAAUGUGUGUGUCUGACUAAAUUUAGUUAGUUAAAAGGGAUCAUAAACAAAAGUAUUUUCAUCCCAUCUUGGUUCAUGGUACAUCCUCUCUUGGUUCACCUUCCCUCCAUUUGCAGAGGGUGAAUCCAAAAAUGCAUUACUCUCUCCAGCCCACACCAGCCACAACUGGACUGUACCACAUCACCCAGGAAGGGAUUAUCAUCGCUAAGACCGACCGCCUACGACCUUUCGAGAGGCACAUCCUAGAGGUAAGGUCAUAAUCAGACAAAUAUAUACUGAACAAAAAUAUAAAACGCAACAUGCAACAAUUUCAAAGUUUUUACUAAGUUACAGUUCAUAUGAAGAAAUCAGUCAAUUGAAAUAAAUUCAUUAGGCUCUACUCUAUUGAUUUCAAAUGACUGGGAAUACAGCUAUGCAUCUGUUGGUCACAGAUAACUUUUUUUUAAAGGUAGGGGUGUGGAUCAGAAAACGAGUUAGUAUCUGGUGUGACCACCAUUUGCCUCAUGCAGUGCGACACAUCUCCAUCGCAUAAAUUAAUCAGGCUGUUGAUUGGGGCCUGUGGAAUGUUGUCCCAUUCCUCUGCAAUGGCUGUGCAAAGUUGCUGGAUUUGGCGGGAACUGGAACACGAUGUUGUACACGUCGAUCCAGAGCAUUCCAAACAUGCUCAACGGGUGACAUGUCUGGUGAGUAUGCAGGCCGGAAGAACUGGGACAUUUUCAGCUUCCAGGAAUUGUGUACAGAUCCUUGCGGCAUGGGGCCGUGCAUUACCAUGCUGAAACAUGAGGUGAUGGCAGCGGAUGAAUGGCACGACAAUGGGCCUCAGGAUCUCGUCACGAUAUCUCUUUGCAUUCAAAUUGCCAUCGAUAAAAAGCAAUCGUGUUCGUUGUCCAUACCUUAUGCCUGCCCAUAUCAUAACCCCACCGCCACCAUGUGGCACUCAGUCCACAACGUUGACAUUAGCAAACCGCUCGCCCACACGAUGCCAUACGUGUGGUCUGCGGUUGUGAAGCUGGUAGGACGUACUGCCAAAUUCUCCAAAAUGACGUUGGAGGCGGCUUAUAGUCGAGAAAUUAACAUUCAAUUCUCUGGCAACAACUCUGGUGGACAUUCAUGCAGUCAGCAUGCCAAUUGCACACUCCCUCAAAACUUGGGACAUCUGUGGCAUUGUAUUGUGUGACAAAACUGAACAUUUUAGAGUGGUCUUUUAUUGUCCCCAGCACAAGGUGCACCUGCGUAAUGAUCAUGCUGUUUAAUCAGCUUCUUGAUAUGCCAGACCUGUCAGGUGGAUGGAUUAUCUUGGCAAAGGAGAAAUGCUCACUAAGAGGGAUAUAAACAAAUUCGUGCACAAAAUUUGAGAGAAAUACAUUUUUUGUGCGUAUGGAACAUUUCUGGGAUCUUUUAUUUCAGCUCAUGAAACAUGGGACCAACAUUUUACAUGUUGCGUUUAUAUUUAUUUUCAGUGUAAAAACCUGGAUGAGUUUGUUAAACAGGGACAGUUGGUUUUACUAGUCGUCCCUGGCUAACUGUAUAGCUAGGUUAGGCCAAUAAGUGGUCCAGUAGUAAUACAACACACACUUAAAUUAAAAAAAUUAGCUUCACUUAAGAUUAGGGUUAGAAAUACACAUAGAAUCCUUUUUUGGCUUGAAUCUACAGUUCUCUGUAAUAUCAUUAUUUAUCCUUUAGGUGGUCGCUAUGGAUGAGGAAUCAGGUGAAGUUGCUAAAGCCUCAGUUGACAUAGAGCUGCUUCAAAGAGGCCAGCCAGGUAAGUACUGAGCAUUACUGACGCAUCGGGAUCAAAUACUUUUUCCCCUCACUGUAGAUGCAGGAAAGACAUCAAUUGAACUCGACCAAAACAAUGGAAAUGCCAUGGCAACGCCACUCAUGCGUCUCCAAUGGGGGAAAGAUUCAGAAUCUCCUCAUUGCCCCCCAUCAAAAGUUGCCUACAUUUAGGCUAUGGUAUUUCACACUAUUUUGGGGUAAAAUUCAGAGUAUAAUGAUUGUAUGGAUGUCAACCCCAAUACAUGUUCAUGUCAUUGUCACCAACUAACUGCAUUACACUUAAAAACGGCUUCAAGUACCACCACCGAUUUCUAUAUGGCUAGCUAUCAGAGAUGUUCACAAGUCUUUGAGGUAGAGUCCAAGUCAAGUCUCAAGUCCCUUUUGGCAAUGGCUUUCUGCCUGCUGUGGGUUAGGUCUUUAAACCUCGUAAAUUAUUUGAAGAGACUCCCUUGUUCAUUAGUCCAUACUUGUAUGAAAGAAAUCACAUCAGGCACUAUUUAAAUCAAAAUAAAUUUCCUUUUAAAAUGUAGACAGUUUACAUUAAUAAAAGUAACUGUACCGGAUAUGAAAAAAAGCAAACAUAACAUUUUUAAAGUGCAUGGUAUUUUGUGGCAGACAUUGCCUAUAUUUCACUUCAUUCUGUCACACAAACAGAAAAUCUGUAGGUGAGGGAAGAUAAAUUACAAGUAUAAAUGUAAACUAAAAUAACUGACAACUGUUCAAUAACUGCACUACUAAAGUGUCCUAUAUAUCCAACGUAAUAACCUUUAUCCCUAAAACAUACUUACUGACCGGGACACUUAACAGAAACACAAUUUCCUGUAACAAGUAGCAAAUUAUGUCCUGUGCCCUAAGACAGAGAACAUUUCUGUUGCAGACAGGUUACAUUUCAGAAAGAUCAAGUUUGUCAGCGUUCUUGCACUGAGCCUGGCAUGAUGAGGGCACAUGAUGAGGCCUCCAUGACUAAACACUCUCUCCACUGGGUCACUGGUGGCAGGCACAGCCAACCUGCUUGAGCCUUGGGAAGUCUUUUACAUGGAUUCUCCAAAAAUCCAAGCAAUCAACUUCAUUUUCAUCAAAAGGUACUUGAAUGUAGCGAAUAAUCUCUGCUCUGACAGAUGACUUUAUCUUGCUGAUCUUGUUGCGGUAGCCAGAGAACAGUCUGGAGGGUUUGGCAGGUGGUUGUUCUUUUUCUUCUCCACUACUGCUCUCCGUAACGGUGACUUUCCGUGCCUCAGCCAAAACAAGGUCUGAAAAAAAAUCAUAAAAGUAUGUGUAUAUUAUCAAGAAUAUAACAGUAUACAUUAUACAUGAAAACAAAUCAUUAUUAUUUGAAUGCAAGUGACAUAGAAAACGUUGCAUGCUGUAAUGCAUUGUACCUACCAAUCAGAAUCUCCUUCAAUUCAGCUUUAUCUUCAUGUGGUAUGAGGACAUCAUGAUCAAGCCAGAACAGGCAGAAAGAUGGGUCCAGCAGUGUAGCCAUUAUGUAUACAUCGUCACCAAAUGGAAGUUUUGUUGCCAAUUCAUCCGAGUGCUCCAUUCUGACAUUCACAAAUACCCCCUUGGCGUUUGAGUGACUGCUGCAGUGCUUUUACUAGACUGACUAGGUGACGACUUGUGCUCAGUAUACUUUGCAGAUGAUAGUUGAGUGACAAUACACAAGGAAGGGCAUCACUGGAGUCACCACUUUCUCCCCGAGUAAGGUCGGUGGCCUGGACAAAAGGGUCCAAAAUGUCCACUAGCUGGCUCCAUUCCCUUGGUGAUAAGCAGAGCUCCUUCUGUCCUUGGGACUCAAGUAGAGUAUUGAGGUCUUUGUUGAUUCAGAUUGAUGACUGCUUUAACAAGCCAGAGGAUGGAAUUCCAUCUGGUAGACACAGCAGCAGGGAUACUACGAUUGGCUCCGAACUCAGCUUCAAAUGCUUCUUUCAGACCACAGGUAGUAUGUAGUAAGUUUAGUUACCUUAGCCAUCACACUGUUUACAGUGAGGGAAAAAAGUAUUAUCCCGUGAUUUGUCCGUUUGCCCACUGACAAAGAAAUGAUAGUCUAUAAUUUUAUGGUAGUUUAUUUGAACAGUGAAGACAGAAUAACUACAAAAAAAAUCCAAAAACGAUGUAAAAAGUUAUAAAUUGAUUUGCAUUUAAUGAGGGAAAUAAGUAUUGACCCCUUCAACAGAAAGAUUUGGCUCCCAGGUUUUUAUACAGGUAACAACGAGAUUGGAGCACCUCUUAAAGGGGAGUUAUCUCUUACCUUUGUUACUGUAUAAAAAAAACACUGUCCCAGAAGAUAAUCAAUCAGAUUCAAAAUCCACCUGUGCCAAGCAAAGAGCUCCAGGUGUCAGGGACAGAUUGUGACUACACAAGGCUGGAAGGGAACAAGACCUCGCAAGCAGCUGGUGAGAAGGUGACAAUAGUUGGUGCGAUUAUUCGCAAAUGGAAGAAACACAAAAGAACUGUCAAUCUCCCUCGGCCUGGGGCUCCAUGCAAGAUCUCACCUCGUGGAGUUGCAAUGAUCAUGAGAACGGUGAGGAAUCAGCCCAGAAGUACACAGGAGGAUCUUGUCAAUGAUCUCAAGGCAGCUGGGACCAUAGUCACCAAGAAAACAAUUGGUAACACACUACGCCGUGAAGGACUGAAAUCAUGCAGCGCCUGCAAGGUCCCCCUGCUCAAGAAAGCACAUAUACAGGCCCGUCUGAAGUUUGCCAAUGAACAUCUGAAUGAUUCAGAGGAGAACUGGGUGAAAGUGUUGUGGUCAGAUGAGACAAAAAUCGAGCUCUUUGGCAUCAACUCAACUCGUCGUGUUUGGAGGAGGAGGAAUGCUGCCUAUGACCCCAAGAACACCAUCCCCACCAUCAAACAUGGAGGUGGAAACAUUAUGCUUUGGGGGUGUUUUUCUGCUAAGGGGACAGGACAACUUCACCGCAUCAAAGGGACGAUGGACGGGGCCAUGUACCGUCAAAUCUUGGGUGAGAUCCUCCUUCCCUCUGCCAGGGCAUUGAAAAUGGGUCAUGGAUGGGUAUUCCAGCAUGACAAUGACCCAAAACACACGGCCAAGGCAACAAAGGAGUGGCUCAAGAAUAAGCACAUUAAGGUCCUGGAGUGGCCUAGUCAGUCUCCAGACCUUAAUCCCAUUGAAAAUAUGUGGAGGGAGCUGAAGGUUUGAGUUGCCAAACGUCAGCCUCGAAACCUUAAUGACUUGGAGAAGAUCUGCAAAGAGAAGUGGGACAAAAUCCCUCCUGAGAUGUGUGCAAACCUGGUGGCCAACUACAAGAAACGUCUGACCUCUGUGAUUGCCAACAAGGGUUUUGCCACCAAGUACUAAAUCAUGUUUUGCAGAGGGGUCAAAUACUUAUUUUCCUCAUUAAAAUGCUAAUCAAUUUAUAAAAAAUUUGACAUGCGUUUUUCGGUUUUCCUUUAGUCCAUCUCUAAUCUCCAGUUGGUUUGGAUAGUUUCAACAUCAGCAUUGUACUCUUCACUAAAUUCUUCGCAUAGGCUGGGGUUAUCCACAUCAUUAUCAUCAUGAUCGUUGCUUGCUUUGGGGAAACAAACUGUGAAGGCCUUUUUCAUAUUUGCAGCGUUAUCACAUAUGAUAUCAUCUAAUUUAUGUUUAAUGCCAAAAUUAUCACAUAAUACUUCAAAUGUAUCACUGAUUCUUUCCCCAGUGUGUGACCCUGUGAAUCUAUCACAGCUCAACAGAACUGACUCCAGUCUGGGAGUUUUUUCUCUCUUCCAUGGCCAUGUAAUGGGCCGUUACUCCCAUGAAGCCCUUCAUGGUCCUCUCAGUCCAUAUAUCUACAGUGACAGACACUGAUUCUGUCUUCUCUAGGGCACUUUUGAUUGUAGCCUCUUUGUUCAGUGUUAAGUCAUGCAGGCGCCUGGUCAACGUGGGCCUACUUACUGGUCUAUAUUUGUCAUCUACCACUGAUAUGAAAUGCCUAAAGUGAGGGUUGUCCACUAAGGACAUAGGCAGGUUGCAGGAAAUGAUCAGGUCUUGCAGUAUAGCCUCUGUUAUGGCCUUCUGCCUGGGGUGGCCCUGGCUGUACACAUGGACACCUGUGGUGGUCAAGAAUGAGUCAAUGCUGCUCUGUCCUUCUGUCCCUGCGCUGGCCACCUUUGCUUUGCAGAAUUCAGUGAACCUGCAGAAGAACAACAUGAUGGAUAGUUGUUGUUGACUUGAGAUGGAAGUACAAGGACACAAACAAAUAUAUAUGGUCUUCGGAGAAGAGCGGUUGUCUAUUUUUUAUAUGGUUCACGAGUCUCUCAUCUAGAGUCCAAGUCAAGUCUCAAAUCAAUUGAUCACGAGUCUAAGUCAAGUACGACUUCAGUGCGUCUCGAGUCGAGUUUCCAUCUCUGCUAGCUAUGCUACCAUUUUACACGAACGGCAGUUAGCAGAUAUAUUUUCUAACCCCGAAAUGGCCUAUUUCUUAAUAUUAUGCAGCGAAAACAGCCAAACAUACUGUAUCUAAAUCGGAUUUUAGUAACCACAUUGUGAGCCUGUUCGAACACAAAAAUCAUCACGGAUUUGACGAACAUCCGCUUUGUAAAAUCUGAUUCUUGGAAUGUGCGCAAAUGACCGCAUCCUUUUCCCUCAUGGUCUGCGUUCCAUUGACUUCUUUACAGUGGGGUUCGAAAUGAUUGACAGCCUUGAUAACGGAGCUACAGUGUAUGGUAUGCUCCAAAAAAUUGGAAAAUUAUAUUAUUUUAUACUAAUCCAACUGCUCAGGGAAAGAGAUUUUGUUUAACAAGUAAUAAAAUAUAUAUAUUUUUUAAGGUAGGGGUCAAAAUUAUUGACACCCUGUUUUCAUUACCUUACCUGGCGAAGAUAACGGCACUGAGCAUUUCUAAAAUGUUUUCUGAGUUGGAGAACACAUUGGGAGGGAUCUUAGACCAUUCCUCCAUACAGAAUCCUUCCAGAUCCUUUAUAUCCUUCCUAUGUACUUCUGGACUGCCCACUUCAAUUCAAACCACAGGUUUUCAAUGUGUUUUAAGUCCAGAGACUAAGAUGGCCAUUGCAAAAUGUUGAUUUUGUGGACAAUUAAUCAUUUCUUUGUGGAUUUUAAUGUGUGAUUGAAGUUAUUAUCUUGCUGGAAGAUCCACUUAUAAUCUCCCAGUUUACCCCCCUCUCUCCCCUUCCAUGCACUGUCAAUCACGCUACUCCUGACAACAUGGACACAAUAGGAUGAGUUAAGCCAGGCAACUCGCUGGACGUCAAGCUGCUCGAAUUGCCCAGAAUGUAUUUUCUCCCCAUUCAAAGAAGUGUAGACUGAGAGACCGCUUACAAAACAGACACACACUUUCUCUUCAUCUGGGCUUCAGGCACAACGUUUGGUUGAAUGAGUAGGACUCUGCAGGGCUAUGAGCAUGAGUCGUUGCAAAGUGAAGAUAAUGGACCAGUUGUGUGGGCUGCUGGACUUCAUACGCUAACCCACCUCUCUUAUCCCUCCAUCUUUUCCUCCAUAGUUCCACGGACACCUUUCGGAGAAGAGCGGUUGUUCAGAGAAAUGGAUGUGAGGAUGGCCGGCGGUAUCAUGGGUGGGAUGCUGCUGAUGUUAGUGACCACCCUGUUCCUGCUGAUCCGAUGGGCCAAGAGGAGGAGACGGAGACGUGACCCGGCCGGACGAGGGGCUGUCGCCCUGGGGAAGCACCACAAUGUGGUAAGGGUUGCUCUAUGCACACAUAACACACACUGUAUCCACACACAACUCUCACACAAGGGCAACUAAAGAACACACACAAGUGAAAUAAAGAUAUUGAUCCAGGUGUUGAAAUAUUGAAUUACCAUUUGCUGGCCAGUGGCGACUGAAUGAAUGAUGAGGAAUGGCAAUGAUACAUACAGUUUAAGCAUGAAAAAACAUGUAAACCCACUGAGUAUUACAAUCAAACACAAUGAAGCAACUAAGGAUAGUUCACUUAUACAACUCUAAUCCGAGCUAAAUGUGUCAUUAACCAGGUUUCCAUCCAACCUUUUUAUGCAAGUAAAGUACAUGUCGGUAAAGAAAUGUCACGACAGGCCUGAUGGAAACAGAACAUUUGUUGGCAAACUUUCCAAAUGUCGACAAAACAAAAUACGCUAGAUAAGGUGGGAUGUUUUUGUGUCAGUCAAAUUAAUGAUGUGAGAAAUGGUGGUGGAAACGCCUUUAUGCGCAAAUAUUGAUAUAAUAACCAUCAUAUUGAAGUAAACUUGGAGUCACACGAUGAUAUGGUGCGUGGUCCUCCCACUACGACUCGGGAAACCAUGCAGUUUAUUAGGCUACUGAUGAAAUAAAGUUAUGAUGAACUUCACAGGGUGGUGAAAGUGCACAGUGAUCUUGAUGCUCCUUUCCAAUAAAUAUCAAGGGUCUGAUUCUGGUGACAUGAUGAUCGAUGAUUGACUGCCAUUUGACCAAUAAUCUCAUAAUGUAGACCAGCCUACCCACACUGUAUCUGCGAGCUGUUGGCUAGAGCGCACGUGCCCAGACCAUAGUAGGCACAUUUGCUAUUUAACGCAACAGUUUUUGUGACAAAACUAUCAGUAGAGUUGAAAAUGCAAUGGAAACACAUUCAACUUUAGAUUUUUAUUCGGUACAUGAAAACUUAAGCGAAAAAGUACAUGUUGUGUGCACUAGGACAUCACGCACUGAUUUUUAUCCGUAACAAGUCCAUUUGGUGGAAACACUGGUGGGAAGAUUAGCAUAUUUUCUAUAUGAGGGUUUUAGAAUAUUCGUAUGAAAAUCUGUCGCCAAUUGGAUGGAAACCCAGCUACUGUCUAAUCUAAACUAAUCGACCACUUAUCUAAACUACAGAGUAAUCCAAGGCAAAAAACCAUAGAGACUAAUAUAUAUAUUUUUAAACAUGUCUGUAAUGCCAUAUCAACCACAACAUUUGAGCCCUGACUACUAAACCAGUGGUCAGCACUACAAGUUAAAACUCAGCAUAUCAGACACUCUUUCCUUCCUCCCCUCCUUACUCUCUCUACGCUCCUGACGUCUCUUUUCACUAAUGCUGUUUAUGUAGAGUUUAAGGUGGUUCUAGAUGGUGAGUUUUUAUGCAUGCAUUGCUUUGACGUACGCACUAGAGUGAUGUUGUGGUUGUGACAGUGAGAUGGUGUAAUGUGUGUUAAAUGCGUACAUGUGAUGCACUUCCAUUGCAUAAUUAUGCAAAUGUAGGGAUGGCACCUGUGGUUGUACUGUGACGUUGUGGUUCUGCAUUGUGUUUUGUUUUCCCAAGAUGCAGCAACAAGAAAAUGUAGUGCAGCUUGAGAAAAUGUACUAUGGUGAAUUCUGUAAAUGUUACACAUUGGUGAUAUGUAACAACCCUAACACAAAAAGUAUUGGGACAGUGACAUUUUUGUUGUUGUUUUGGCUCUGUACUCCAGCACUUUGGAUUUCAAAUGAUACAAUGACUAUGAGGUUAAAGUGCAGACUGUCAGCUUUAAUUUUGCACCAUUUUAGGGGACCAAAAGUAUUUUGAUAAAUUCACUUAUGUGUAUUAAAGUAGUAAAAAGUUAAGUGGUCCCAUAUUCAUAGCACGUACUGAUUACAGAAAGCUUGUGACUCUACACAUUUGUUUGAUGCAUUUGCUGUUUGUUUUGUUGUGUUUCAGAUUAUUUUGUGCCCAUUAGAAAUUAAUGGUAAAUAAUGUAUUGUGUCAUUUUGGAGUCACUUUUAUUGUAAAUAAGAAAUGAAUGUUUCUUAACACUUCUACAUUAAUGUGGAUGCUACCAUGAUUAUGGAUAAUCCUGAAUGAAUUGUGAAUAAUGAUGAGUGAGAAAGUUAGACGCACAAAUAUCAUACCCCCAAGACAUGCUAAUACAAUAACAGGGGAUGUUAGCAUUUUUUGGUGGGUAUGAUAUUUAUGCCUCUGUACCUUUCUCACUCAACCUUACUCAUAAUUCAUUCAGGAUUAUCCGUAAUCAUGGCAGCACAGAGCCAAAACAAUAAAAAAAAUUGUCACUGUCCCAAUACUUUUGGAGCUCACUGUAUGUAAUAGUAUUGCAUAUGUAAUUAUUGUGAGUUUGGUGAUGAGGUGAAAUACUGACUUGCUUAUGUUUUGCAUCGUAGGCUGAAGCCGAUUUAUGGUCAGUACCCAACCCCAUAUGUAAGGGGAAUAUCAUAGAUUCAGUCAUAGAAUAGAUCUAGUAUCUUUCUCUAUGGAUUCAGUAGGCUAAUGUGUGUUGUGCUUUGAAUAUUUCGAAAACGGAGUGGCUGUGUGACCAGAUUCUCUAGAAGCUUCUUCCCGAUAGCUAAACAACCGUACCUUCUGCGUAUGUGGUAGUUCAUCAUAUCUUUUGAUGUUGCAUGAUCAUUGAAAAGCGAAAUAACUGUUAUAUGUUAUUUAUGGUUAAAAUGCAGUUUUGCCCCAAUUCAAUGUGUAGACAGGGCUAGGCUACAUGGUCAUGUAAGCUAAAUGCAUUUGGUUUCACACCACAUUAAGGAUAAGGAUAUUGAAAAAAAUACUGUUUGCGUACUGCUUAUGUUUGUGCUACUGCGAUAUCCUUAGUUACAACAGACAGAGAAGGUUGUAGCUACAUGUCAAUCAUGUCAUCCUAAAUUAGCCUACAAAAUAUAUAUAUUUUUGGAAUGCUCGUUCAAAACUCUGCAGGGUUUUUAUUCAACUGUUCAGAAAUGUGUGCAUAAAGUAACACGGACAGAAUAUGAUACAGUUGUUUAGCUCUGGGGAAGAGGCAUCCUGGGGGGCGGGGUAUGGGCAUGGAGGGGCGGUUUGAUCUGGUCGCGCAGCCUCUGCUUUUCGGAAAACACUGUCAAAUGUGCUGAAUUUGAAACAACACUGCUUUUCCGUAAUUGUCCAACGUACUUCUGAAAUUCUGAAAGAGACCAAUGAGACUUUUGCACAGACAAGGACAACACUGCAUCAGUUGGAACAUAACAAGUCACAAAGCAACCAUUUCAACUCAAAGCAACCCUCUAAAUGCCCCUUCUUUCCAUGAUCGACAGGUGAACUCGGGCCGGCCCAUGAUGCCCCUGAUCGAGGAGGUCUCCUACCAGAACGAAGGGUUCAGAAUAAACUACGAGGCCUCAGGAGGUUCCGGAAGCCUCCAUGGAAGACAUGGGGUCUACACCAGGAAACAGUCGCUGAUCCCACCACAACCACGCUCCCACAGCAGCCAUCCAGACUGCGGCUCCAGGACCGUAACAGGUGACAUGCUGCCUAUACUGGUGAUGCCAGAGCCCCUGGUUAAAGCACUCACUCCCUCCCUCAUCUCCAACGGCAGGAAAGCUGACAGCACCAUCAGCACGGGGGCUGUGACGAAAGACGAGAAGGAGAAGAAUAAGCAGAGGGAUAUGGAGAAGGAGGAGGAGAGGGAAUGGGAGAAGGAGUGGGAACGCGCCGUUGGCACAAAAGAGAAGAGAAAUUCCGAGGGGGAAAGGACGGACAAGUCGAGAUAUGUUUUGGGUGCUUCUAGUGGUGCUUCUAGUGAGAAUGCAGAUGUAAGCGAGGCCUCUGAGGACCAAACAAACACAGAAAAGCCUCAGAGCCACAGGAUGAAAACACACCAAAUCAGAGAACCCAAAGACGGAUACAAAAGCACUUCUGAAGAGGAGUCUGAGGCUGAAAAUCAAUAUAAGACUAUGCACUCUUAAAACCAAUAUAAGACAAUGUGAUCUGUCAUUCAGACGAUUGACACAGCCACGGAGGACGAACCUGGCGACAGGUCCCGUUACUCCAGCAUCAGGACGUCGAGUGGGGAAUCGCAGCGCAAGGGCUCAGCGAAACAAACCGGCGAUCAAGCAAACAGACGACCCACAGAUGCACCAUUCAGACUCACACUCUGGGCUUCAGACUCACAUUGAGGAAGAUGCACCAUUUAUUCAAAAAUAA
Messenger RNA from Coregonus sp. 'balchen', 12798 nucleotides. Lineage: Eukaryota; Metazoa; Chordata; Actinopteri; Salmoniformes; Salmonidae. The record is from the annotation of a GenBank genome assembly.